UUGCAGUCAGGAGGAUGCUGCGCUGACAUGCGGAUCGGCACUCUCUGAUCCGGAUCCACCUCCCUCCUCCACUGACUGCAGAUCAGCUAACAGAGAGUCCUCUGUUCUCUCUCCACACACCCUCUCCUCCUCCUCCUCCACCUCCUCCUCCACCUCCUCCUCCUCCCUCUGGACCGGCUUUUGUCGCCAUGCCGCCGGCCGCCUGCUCGGUCGGACUCCGCAUCACCUUCCCGGCGGUGCUGUGGAUCGGGCUGCUGUGGAGCUGCGUCUCAGCAGGAGAUAAAGGAGUCCCCACAGCCACCCCCUCUACCCAGUCUCCAUUGGUGACGCCAGGGAGCACAAAGGAAAGCAGCCCCAAAGGCAAAAGCUCCAGUGCGUUGGCUGGAGGUUUGCUACAGUCAGUGCUGACUCAAAAAGGACGACUCGUCUCCCAGAAAGGGGACAUCCUCCCCUCCGCUCUGCCCCAGAACCUGCUCCCUCUUCUGGGCAGAGGACUCAGCGUCAGCUCCCUCCCUGGGAGUCAUUCCCUGGAGCAUCAAAGCGGGGGAUUACUGAGGAGGGUAAAACCCCCAGCAUCAGCUGCAGUGUCAGGCCGAGGCAGUGAUCCAACUGAGCCUCUGCCCACAGACACACACUCCCAGCUGCCUCAUACGCAGACACACACCCCCGAGCAGGAGGCUGAGAUCACCACUGUGGGCACGAUGCUGGAUGUGGACACAGAGACAGGAACACCUGCCUCAGCUGUGUCGAGCUGCAUGGUGAAUUUCUCAGACCCAGAGGGAUACAUAGACUCGUCUGAUGACCCCCCUCUCCCCGACGGCGCCUUCUUACACUGCACCUACACAGUGACAGUGUACACCGGCUACGGAGUGGAGCUGCAGGUGAAGAGCGUGAACCUCUCGGAGGGCGAGCAGCUGUCCAUCAGGGGUGCGGACGAACGAGGCGCCCUGCUGGUCCUGGCCAAUCACACGCUGCUGGUUGAAGGUCAGGUGAUCCGCAGUCCCACCAACACUCUGUCCGUGUACUACCGCUCCACGCCAGAGGGAAGCAUGGGCAUCUUCCAGCUGCACUACCAGAUCUUCAGGCUGAGCUGUUCGCUGCCCAAGAGGCCUCACUUCGGGGAGGUGUCUGUGCUGGACCUGCUCCCUGGGGGCACCGCCCGCUUUCACUGCCACAUGGGUCACCACCUGCAGGGGGAGACGCUGCUCACCUGCCUCAACGCCUCCCUGCCAGUGUGGAGCGGCAAGGUGCCCAGCUGCAGGGCUCUUUGUGGGGGCACGGUGAAGAAUGCUACAGUAGGGAGGGUGCUCUCCCCUUCUCCCCACCACGGGCCUAACGCCACCCAGGACCGCUCCUGCUCCUGGUCUCUGGAGGCCCCCAAGGACCAGAGGCUGCACCUCCACCUGGAGAGACUGGCCUUGGGCCCCACUGACAGGCUGGUGUUGUGGAGCGGGCUGGACGCCGGCUCUGUGGUGCUGUUCGACUCGGGGCGGGGCGGGCAGAUACCUUUCGAGGGAGUGAUCAGCGAGGGUCCGGCCGUGAGGAUCCAGUUCAUCACCGACCAGCCCAACCACAACACGGGAUUCAACAUCCGCUACGAAGCCUUCGAGCGUGGCCACUGCUACGAGCCGUACCUCCAGAACGGAAACUUCACGACCUCAGACCCGCUGUACGGCGUCGGCGCUGUGGUGCAGUUCACGUGCGACCCGGGUCACGCUCUUGAACAAGGGCCUCCUGUUAUCGAGUGCAUCAGUGCGAGGGAUCCAUACUGGAACGACACAGAGCCGCUAUGCAAAGCACAGUGUGGAGGCGACCUGACUGGUCCUGGAGGCGUGAUUCUGUCUCCGAACUGGCCUGAGUGGUACGGCGAGGGCGAGGACUGCAGCUGGAGGAUACACGUCGGGGAGGACAAACGGGUGCUACUGGAUGUACAACUACUGAACAUCAGCGACAGCGACAUGUUGACCAUCACUGACGGCGACGAGGUCACGACUCGUAUCCUGGGGCGCUACGUCGGGGGGAGCAGCCCCUUCAAGCUCUCCUCCACCACCCCUGACCUGACCGUCACCUUCCACUCCGACCCAGCGGGGCUUGUCUUCGGCAAGGGCGAGGGCUUCAUCAUCAACUAUAUGGAGGUGUCCCGAAACGACUCCUGUCCCGACCUGCCUGAGAUCCAGAACGGCUGGAAGACGAUAUCCCACAUUGCACUAGUGCGAGGGGCUCGAAUCACCUACCAGUGUGACCCCGGUUACGACCUGGUGGGACGAGAGACCCUCACCUGUCAGCUGGACCUCUCCUGGAGCUCGCAGCCCCCGUUCUGUGAAAAGAUCAUGUACUGCUCAGAUCCUGGCCACGUGGAGCACUCCACCAGGUCUCUGUCCGACCCUAAACUCUUGGUGGGGACGACCAUUCAGUACAGCUGCAACCCCGGCUUCAUCCUGCAGGGCGGCGCCACCAUCACCUGCUAUGGCCGUGAACCGGGGACCCCUGUGUGGACAUCUCGCCUCCCUCACUGUGUUUCUGAGGAUUCGGUUUCCUGUGAAAACCCCGGUCUCCCUGACAACGGCUACCAGAUCCUGUCCAAGAGGCUUUACCUGCCCGGUGAAUCACUCACCUUUGUCUGUUACCAAGGCUACGAGCUCAUUGGAGAGGUUGCAAUUAAAUGCAUCCUCGGAAACCCGUCCUUCUGGAGCGGCCCACUCCCGCUGUGCAGGGCCAACCAUGACUGCUUUGGCAACCAUGCUUUGGAAGUUGCAGAAGCGACUGCUGGCUCCACUCUGGAUGGAGGGAACAUAGCGCUGUCCAUCUUCAUCCUCGUUCUUCUGCUGUCCGUGCUCCUCGGAGGGGCUUACGUCUACGUCACACGGUGCCGAUAUCACUCCAACUUAAGGCUUCCUCUCAUCUACCCCCACCCCUACCGACAGAUCACUGUGGAGACAGAGUUUGACAACCCGCUCUAUGAGACAGGAGGAGACACUCGUGAAUAUGAAGUAUCGAUAUGAGAAGCCUCGCAAAAAGACAUUUCUGAACCGAGACCGACCGCCCCGUCCUAACUCUUCAUCCUCUCCUCCCUCCUUCUCCGUCCAGGAGGAGGCGAUGUAAAUACAAAUAUAUGAUGUCCAGCCCCUUCUGCCAUGAGGCGCGGUGACUGACCCUGUUCUCUCCUCCUUUGACGUGACAGCUUCUGAAAACAUGAUGGGAAAAUAGGAGAUGAAACGCAGAGCAGGAGAGGGAGGUAGACGAGUCUGUGUUAAACCCGUGUGGAUCAGUGUCGCUGGGAGAUGAUGGGAGAUGGAGGACGGAGGGUAAAGACCCAAAGAUCAUCUAACGUGGUGAGAAAAGAAGAGGCGUGGGGUGUGAAAAAGAAGUUAAGGAGGGGAGAAGGGGAAAGAGAGGGGGACGGGACACAGUAUGAGGA
This is a messenger RNA of Morone saxatilis (striped sea-bass), 3418 nucleotides long. RefSeq names its product seizure 6-like protein. Gene Ontology annotation, cellular component: neuronal cell body; endoplasmic reticulum. Lineage: Eukaryota; Metazoa; Chordata; Actinopteri; Moronidae. The coding region runs from base 189 to 3002 and encodes 937 amino acids. The record is from RefSeq and is a predicted model, not a curated record. The transcript has 17 exons. Gene Ontology annotation, biological process: synapse maturation.